Molecule: messenger RNA, 1464 nt
Organism: Mercurialis annua (annual mercury)
Lineage: Eukaryota; Viridiplantae; Streptophyta; Magnoliopsida; Malpighiales; Euphorbiaceae
Exons: 5
Coding region: 1-1464 (487 amino acids)
Molecular function (GO): nucleic acid binding; RNA-DNA hybrid ribonuclease activity
Source: RefSeq, a predicted model, not a curated record
AUGGUUUUUAGCUCUAAAUCCCCUUUGGCUGUCCGGCAGGAAAUCCUGAAUAUCCGGGAAGUGGAUCAGUUUAAAAAAUACCUAGGUAUGCCCAUGAUGGUUGGUCGGUCGAAGAAACCUAUUUUUUCUUUCCCCAGAGAUCGUCUACACAAACGUGUUUCGGGUUGGAUAGAAAAGUUUCUGUCGCGUGCAUGGCGAGAGGUGCUAAUUAAGUCUAUUGCGCAGUCUAUUCCAACGUAUAUCAUGAGCUGUUUGGCUCUCCCGGUCUCAUUUUGCUCAGAUAUGCAAGGCAUUAUUUCAAAAUUAUGGUGGAGUGGUUCAAAGGAUAAGAGGAAAAUUCCUUGGGUCAGUUGGCAUUCGAUUUGCCAAUCAAAGAAGAAUGGGGGUCUUGGAUUUCGGAAUUUGAGAGCGUUUAACCAAGGCAUGUUAGCAAAACAAGCGUGGCGCUUGGUUCAGAACCCUAACUCUCUUUGCACAAAGAUCCUCAAGGCAAAGUAUCACCCUCAAUCUGAUUUUCGUGAUGUUAUUUUGAGAAGGGGAACUAGCAAUUUGUGGCAGAGCAUUAUAGAAGGAAAGAAAAUUCUCGUUUCGAGUUUGGCGUGGAGAAUUGGAAAUGGUAUAUAUGCGAAUGCUAAAAGUGACAACUGGAUUACUACGACAAACUUAAUGAAGCCUGCAGUCAAGACGGGUUAUUAUCGCGCUUGUAACAGUCUGAAUAGGGAUAAUGCUGGCACUUCGUGUGGGGGAGAUGGCAGUAACAUAUGGAGAAGAUUUGGAGCUGUUCGAUACCUCCAAAACUGUCCUAGAUGCGGGUUAAUCGAGGAAACUGAGUUACAUGCUUUAAAGAUUGGGAAGCGGUUCGAAGGACCAGGCUCCUAUUUAGAGUUGGCAUGCUCCCCUCCAAAUGUUUUGAAGCUUAAUACUGAUGCUUCAGUUCAAGUCGGUAAAAAGCUAUCAGUUAUUAGCGCUGUGAUUCAAGACUAUGCAUGUUUAGUUGUUAGCAGCGGGGUAACAUUGGCUCAUGGGGUUUUAGAUGUCGAGACAGCAAAAGCGCUCGUAGUCCGGUGUGGUUUGCAGUUACCAGCUGCUAUUUCUGCUUCAACUCUAAUUGUGGAAUCGGAUUCAACAAGUGUUAUCAGCAGGUUGCUUCAUCCAGAAGUAGCGAUUGAUCCAAUCCAGUCCAUAGUCGAUGAUUGUUUAGUUCUUGUUGGUGAUCGUUCUUUUUGCUUUCAGUAUGUUAGUAGAGUUUGUAAUCAAGUCGCUGAUGCCCUCGCCAAAUGGGGUGUGUUUUUCGGGCAUGAUUGUUUAUUUACCGGUGAAGUUCCUUAUCCGAUUAAUGAUCUUUUUCUAAAGCAUAUCCCCAAAAUGAGGUUGGAAGAUCAGUUUGAAUCAUUAUUGAUCAAACCAUAUCCAAUAGAGUUUGAUUUCUCCGUUCAGACACAUCAUUCCAUCGUGGCGUUCUAG